AUGGAUAAUGAUAAAGUGAAAUUCUCCGCGUUUUUGGCGCAAGCAGGAGCGACUUUGAUAAUUUCGACUCUCAUAGCUCUAACCGGAUGUAUUUAUGCCUGGCCAUCAUAUACUUAUGAGACAUUUAAAUCAAAUAACACGGUCUUGGAAGCUCCCAUGACAUCCACUCAGUUGUCUUUGUUUGGUAGCUUAACAAAUGUAGGAGCUUUGUUAGCGACACCUUUAUCUGGAUAUGCAGUUGAUAAAUUUGGAAGAAAAAUUUCGGCGAUGCUAUUUGGGUUACCUUACGUGGUCUCCUGGACACUUAUAGCUGUUACUAAAUCAAUUAAUUUAGUAUUAUUUGCUGUAUGCUUAUCUGGUUUCGGUGCUGGAGGGCAAGUAGUAUCUUCCGUGUACAUAUCAGAAAUAUCCCAUGACUCAAUACGAGGAGCAUUUACUUCGUCUGCAGUGUUCGGUUUUUUUUCUGGGCUACUAUUUUCUUAUGCUCUCGGUGGAUACUUAUCGUAUCAUAAUGUGAUAUAUGUACUUUUGGGGCUAUCUAUUGCUUACAUUUUAAUGUUGAUGAUGCUGAAGGAAUCCCCAGUGUUUUUGUUGAAGAUUGAUAAAGAAAAGGAAGCCGCUGAGUCGAUAGCCUUCUACCAACGGGUAGAAGUUACAUCUAAAGAAGUAGAAGUUGAAAUCAAGAAACUCAGGCUACAGUUGGAUCCUAGAAUAGAAAGAAUAUUACAAGAUGGUGGCACUGAUUCAAAAGAAUCAGUAGAGCUCUUAGACAAGCCUCAAACUUUUACUGCCAAUGCUGACGAAGUGCAGAAGAAGGAGACAGCGUGGCAAUUUUUAAGAAGAUCAGAAUCAUCCAAGAGGGCGCUGUUAUCAGUCCUCACUGUAAUGGCUCUAUCAAUUUUGAUGGGAUCCAUAGUAUUGCAAGUUUACGCUGAACCAUUGUUUAAAGAAGCUAUUCCUACGAUGAACCCUAAUACAUGUUCGAUUUUGCUAGCAGUGACUUAUUUGUUAGCGGGUCUAGUGUGUGCUUGUAUACUGGAUAAGUUUGGGAGAAAAUUUCUCAUGACAAUAACAUCGAUCGCAUCUGGUAUUUUCACAAUUCUCCUUGGCUCACAACUUCAAGUACAUUGGGCGCCGCAUUGGUUUACAGCUUUUGUUAUUUAUGGCUACAGUUUUGUUUACAAUUUGGGAGCCGCUGUUGUGCCUUUUGUACUCACUGCUGAAGUAUUCUUGCCUGAGGUAAGGGGUCUUUGCAACAGCUUCUACAUGGCUUGUAUGUGGGUCAUGAAUUUUGUGACCCUAAUUAUUUUCAACCCUUUAGUCGAAGUCUGCGGCUUAGGACCAACCUUUUAUAUAUUUUCUAUUGUUUGCUUCUUGGGAGCAUUCUAUAGUCACUUUUAUUUGCCAGAAACGAAAGGUCUACCGGCUGACGCAAUACAGCUUCUAUUCUUGAAGGAAAGAAAAAAUGUGCCAAAAGUA
Molecule: messenger RNA, 1479 nt
Organism: Brenthis ino (lesser marbled fritillary)
Lineage: Eukaryota; Metazoa; Arthropoda; Insecta; Lepidoptera; Nymphalidae
Source: the annotation of a GenBank genome assembly